CCUGAUGGGCUUGUUCGCCUUCACUCCACUCCUUCAUCCGCCGCGCCCAUCUCUAGUCUAUUCCAAUCCGGCCUCCUAUAAAACCUCCAACCAAAUUCGCCCCGCCGUGGCUCGCGUCGCGUCUGCCGGGUCCUCGCCGGCGGAGUCCAAACGCGAAACCACCCGAGGAACCACUGCCACAGGAGGAGAGGAGAAGAGUGGCGGCGGCGAGGCCCUUCUUCUUCUUCUUCCCUUGCUGCUCGCCGCCGCGAGAUUGGAACCAAUCAUCCACCCAUGGCCGUGCCGCUUGUGCUCGUCCUGCUCCCCCUCGGCCUCCUCUUCCUCCUCUCCGGCCUCAUCGUCAACGCCGUCCAGGCCGUCCUGUUUGUGUCAAUAAGGCCCUUCUCGAAGAGCUUUUACCGGCGGAUCAACAGGUUCUUAGCUGAGCUUCUGUGGCUUCAGCUGGUAUGGCUUGUAGACUGGUGGGCAGGCGUUAAGAUACAACUACAUGCCGAUGAGGAAAGUUAUCAGUCAAUGGGUAAAGAGCAUGCACUUGUUAUAUCGAAUCAUCGUAGUGAUAUUGAUUGGCUCAUUGGAUGGAUUUUGGCACAGCGCUCAGGAUGCCUUGGAAGUACACUAGCUGUUAUGAAGAAAUCAUCAAAAUUCCUUCCAGUUAUUGGCUGGUCCAUGUGGUUUGCAGAAUACCUCUUUUUGGAGAGGAGCUGGGCAAAAGAUGAGAAGACAUUAAAAUGGGGCCUUCAAAGGUUGAAAGACUUCCCCAGACCAUUUUGGCUAGCCCUUUUCGUUGAGGGUACUCGUUUUACUCCAGCAAAGCUUCUAGCAGCUCAGGAGUAUGCAGUUUCACAGGGCUUGCCAGCCCCUAGAAAUGUACUUAUUCCACGCACUAAGGGAUUUGUCUCAGCUGUAACUAUUAUGCGAGAUUUUGUUCCAGCUAUUUAUGAUACAACAGUAAUAAUUCCAAAAGAUUCACCUCAACCAACAAUGCUGCGGAUUUUGAAAGGGCAAUCAUCAGUGGUACAUGUUCGAAUCAAACGUCAUGCUAUGAGUGAGAUGCCAAAGUCAGAGGAAGAUGUUUCAAAAUGGUGCAAAGACAUCUUUGUGGCAAAAGACGCAUUACUAGAUAAGCAUUUGGCAACUGGCACUUUUGACGAGGAGAUUAGACCGAUUGGCCGUCCAAUGAAAUCAUUGCUGGUUACUCUGUUUUGGUCAUGCCUCCUUUUAUACGGCGUGACCGAGUUCUUCAAGUGGGCCCAACUCCUGUCGACAUGGAAAGGAGUAGGGUUCACUGCUGUGGGCCUGGCGCUAGUGACCGGUAUCAUGCAUGUGUUCAUCAUGUUCUCGCAGUCAGAGCGAUCCAGCUCAGCCAGGGCAGCACGGGACCGAGUCAAGAAAGAUUGAAAGGGAUGCUGAUGUUACGCUAGAACCCACCAAGCAAGAACUCUCAAAUUGAUUCCGCGCUGAAUUCGCAUAGGGGCCAAAGUGGAGGCCACACUUCUGUGAACCAAACACCAAAAGAAUCAUUGUUGUUACAAAAAUUGGUUUUGCCUCAAUAGGGUAGUUAGAUUUGAUGAGUAGAAACUGUCUGAGCUCCAUUCUUCCCGUAUUUUGUAUGGAGGAACAUCUUUAAAAAAAAUCAUUUUAGCAGAGCAGGAAUUUGUUGGGUCCAUUUUGCAGCAGCCUAGAUUUAUCCUGAAGAUCUUUAAUCUGUUUUUUUUUACUUCCUCCAGUGAUUUGAUCUGCUCCUCUGUUCCCUAGUGUUAAAACCUGAAUUAUCUGAAUAUUUGCUUGUUCUUGCA
Brachypodium distachyon (stiff brome) is the source of this 1796-nucleotide messenger RNA. RefSeq names its product 1-acyl-sn-glycerol-3-phosphate acyltransferase PLS1. The record is from RefSeq and is a predicted model, not a curated record. Gene Ontology annotation, molecular function: 1-acylglycerol-3-phosphate O-acyltransferase activity. Lineage: Eukaryota; Viridiplantae; Streptophyta; Magnoliopsida; Poales; Poaceae. Gene Ontology annotation, cellular component: endomembrane system. The transcript is spliced from 11 exons. Bases 274 to 1398 code for a protein of 374 amino acids.